Messenger RNA from Carya illinoinensis, 1386 nucleotides. RefSeq lists its product as uncharacterized. The record is from RefSeq and is a predicted model, not a curated record. Lineage: Eukaryota; Viridiplantae; Streptophyta; Magnoliopsida; Fagales; Juglandaceae. The transcript has a single exon. The coding region runs from base 1 to 1386 and encodes 461 amino acids.
AUGACCCAGGUUUGGAGGUUGGAAGGAUGCGUACGCUUUAAAGAUCUAAAUGAUCAAUGCUUCUUAAUAGAAUUUCAAAAAGUGCAAGACAAAGAAAAGGUGUUGAGUGGGAGACCAUGGUGUUUCGACCGAAACCUAUUGACUCUCCAAGAAGUUGAUGCCAAAACUUCAAUCAACGCUACCCAGUUUCGGUUUGAACCUUUUUGGGUGCAAUGCCAUAACCUUCCACUAGCUGCCGUGAAUGAAGAUAUAGGUGAAAAGCUAGGCAACUGUAUUGGACAUGUAAUAAGGGUUGACACAGAUUCGGAUGGCUCAGCUUGGGGCAGAUGUCUUCGGGUAAGAACUGCCAUUGACCUUCACAAACCUCUCCUAAGAGGUAAAUGGAUGGAAUUUGAGGGACUAAGGCAUUGGAUCUCAUUUAAGUAUGAACGGCUGCAAGCAUUCUGUUUUCAUUGUGGGGUAUUAUACCACAAAGGCAAAAUAUGCUCGAGAUACAAACUUGAAGUCCACCCCGAGGAAAUCCAAUAUCAAUAUGGGUCAUGGCUUCGGGCACAGCCUAUGAAUUCAUCUAUAUUUGAUAGGAGGAAGUAUGGUGGCAAUCAGGCAAGGGAGGAAGUGAAAAACCAGAAAACCUCGGCUAAGGAGGACAAAGGGGAAAAGGAUAGAUGGGGCUAUAAGGAAAGGGAGCUGGCCAGUUCUAAGGAAGAGAGGGGCUGUAAGCAUAAUAACUCUGAAGAAGCAGAAGCAGUAAUAGCAAAAACAGAAAAACCUGAUAAUGUGCUCGCGGUGGAUGGGAAAAAAAGCAUUUCAGCAGCUAUGAAAAAUCCGAGUAUAGGGGAGGACCAUAAAAAGGGGCAACCCAAGGAAGAGUCAAAGAGCAUGGGUACACAAGAAGAAGAAGAUAGUUUUCAAAACUUACCAAGUAGUCAAGAGGCUCCACCUACUAUGAUGGAGUUGGAUAUGAGUAAUGCUCCAAAGGACACCUGUACUAAGCAAGAGGACAUUACACCUAACAGUCUUCUAAUACCAACCAGUCAAGAGGGAGAAAUAGGGGAGUCUGAACAUAAUGGUAACAACACAGGUUUAUCCGAACCCAACUACAACCUCUGUAAUGUCAAGAUUGAAAGGGACUUGGAUAGGACAGGUGCUAGACUAGAUGAGAAUCAUAAAGGGGGCAGAUGGAAAAGGAAAGCAAGGGGAGAACCCACUCCUUUUAUUUUACAGGAUGUCACCAACAUACAAAUCCAAAGGGGCCCUAAAAAGAGAAGUCUAAGUGGAGACAAAGAGGUGACCCCUCAACAAAAAAAAACAAAGAAUGAUACUCAAGAUCCUGAAUCCAAAAACCUGAAGGCAGUGGCUGGUCCUCAGCACUGCCCUCCCCAAUGA